AUGGCGGCUCUGACAGACAGAAUGAAUCAAAUGAUUAGCGCGCUCUACUCAUCGUCACCUCUUCUAUCAAAACUGCAGCCGCCUACGACAUCUUUAGCAAGCAAUGAAGCACCCGAAGAGCCACCUACCGAGCCACCUGUGAUACCAACGACAACUACAUACGAACCCCCGACCUACAGCUAUGUAUACCCUCAAGGGCAGGUGGUAUACAUGUCACAUACACCACCGUCUCCAUCUUCAAGUUCCCCAGCUGUGCCGGCACCUCCCGCUGUAGCUCCAAGCCCGUAUUAUACCAGUACACCGCCGGAACAACCAGCGCCAACUACUUCGCCGGCUCCUCAGCCUUGGCCGUAUGGCUAUGAGUAUCCUUACCCGCAGUACGCCCCUCCUCCUUAUUCUCCACCUUGCGUUCCUUAUCCCCAUCCUUAUCCACCAGCACAUCAGGAUUACUAUCAUACUGAGCCAAAACCGGCUCCAUAUAAAUCAGUUCCUCCUCCGCCCGUUUCAGCUCCUGUGUACCCGCCUGUAUCAUCAUACCCACCGGUUGCUAGUUACCCACCAUCUCCAGGAUAUCCUCCAGCUACUCCAUACCCCUCUCAUACGCCUUACCCACCGGUUCCUACUGCUUACCCAACGGCACCAUCUCCCUACCCACCGCCACCAUCUCCCUACCCACCGCCACCACCUCCUUGCUUACCUCCACCGUCUCCGUAUCCACAGAUACCAUCCCCUUACCCACAAACUCCUUUGCCUUACCCACAAAGCCCAUCCCCUUACGCACCCCAGUAUCCACCUGGAUACCCUUCAACUAGACCAGCCACUCCAGCUUUCUCUACUCAUUACGCUAAACGAUACGACCAACCUCGAUAUGGAUAA
Molecule: messenger RNA, 876 nt
Organism: Helicoverpa zea (corn earworm)
Lineage: Eukaryota; Metazoa; Arthropoda; Insecta; Lepidoptera; Noctuidae
Product: leucine-rich repeat extensin-like protein 1
Exons: 2
Coding region: 1-876 (291 amino acids)
Source: RefSeq, a predicted model, not a curated record